AUGUUUCGUUCUAAGAAAACUGUACUUGCUGAUAUCCCAUGUCCUUCGAUCCAGCAAGGCCAUCAAUGCGCCAUUCCAAACUGUGUGUUUUCUCAUGCCCCGCCGCCACCAGAGAAGAAACGGCCAUCGCCAGAAGCCCCUCCAACCAAGGUAGUCAAGAAACAGCGAUUACCCAACACCUCAACCGAGAAAUCUAUUUCUACGAAUAUUACAAAGUCUGAAUUACCCGAACCUAGUUUACCAAGGAAAAAUGUACAAGAAACCCUACCUCCUGUGCAAAAGCCAACAUCGUCACUCAUGUCAAGGCUUACAUCGGAAAAGACAGAAGCUGAGAAAAAGCCAAUUCCAGAUCGAGUCCAAAAACCACCAUCAAGUACUGCAUCCAAAUCAACAGCAGCAAACGCUCCAGCAAAACCAGCAUCUUCUAGCCAGCAACCCGAGGUAACGUCUUUCGCUCCUCUCCCAGUGACACCGUUUGCUCCAGCUCCUUACCCCCAACGGAUGAGUUUCCUUAAGCAUGUUUAUGAAGAAGUACGCAAGACCAAUAAACGGAACCCCAAAACGGCAGCUGUACGAUUAGAGUAUAGUGUUGCCAAAUCGAGCUCUAAAGUGACAUACCCACGCGAGAUCAAAGGCUUAAUUCUUAGACUUAAAAAGGGUUUGCCGGUCAAUGGAGAUGAUGAGAAUAGUGAGGCUGCAAAGCAAAAACAAGAGAAAGCUAUGGAAAAGGCUUUAGAUGACAUGGUGGUGUUACCAAAUGUUUUAGAACAAAAUGGAUUUGCAGUCGAACCAGUUAAGCCUGAACCGGUGCCUUCUGGAAUUGUAGUGGACUGUGCGCGGUGUCGAGCUAAGGUCAUUGCCGAAAAGGUAAUGUCAACUGGACCGUGUCACUACCACUGGGCAAAACUUCCUUAUAACACACACACUAGAAAGCUCUCCAACGUUUACCCCUGUUGUGGAGCAGAAGUUGGCGAGUCUAAAGGAUGCACACGAUGUGAGCAUCAUGUGUACCGGUUCAUAGAGUUGAAUUAUCUUGCGGACUAUAUUCCGUUUGUUUAUGCGCCUGAAACCAAGACUGUUAAAACUCUUUUUGCAGCUGGUAUCGAUUGCGAAAUGGGAUUUACGUCACAUGGAUACGAAAUGAUUCGCGUGACAGUAGUUGAUUGGGCCACUGGCAAAACCGUAUUGGACAGAACAGUUUAUCCGUAUGGCAAGGUGAUUGAUUUAAAUACACGAUUCAGUGGUAUUAGCAAUCUGGACGACGGGUUGACAGUGGAUGGGGUUUUGUACCCCACAUUGUCAUUCAAGCAAGCGCGGGACGCGUUGUUUGAGUACAUUAACCGGUCAACCAUUAUUAUCGGACAUGGAUUGGAAAACGAUUUGGCAGUGAUGCGGCUCAUACAUACACGGAUUGUCGACACUUCUAUCUUGUACACGCGCGAAAAAUCAAAUAAGAAAAUGCCGCUCAAGGACUUGGUACAAAUGUACCUUGGACGAGUGAUCCAACGUGGGGAACAUGAUAGUGCCGAAGAUGCCAUUGGAUCGAUUGAUGUGGUACGAGUCAAGAUCAAAGAAUCGUUAGGAUUAACCAAGAUAAAAAAAGUAAGCCAUUUUGUAAAUAAUAAAUAA
This is a messenger RNA of Magnusiomyces paraingens, 1629 nucleotides long. RefSeq lists its product as uncharacterized. The record is from RefSeq and is a predicted model, not a curated record. NCBI's taxonomy places the organism in Eukaryota, Fungi, Ascomycota, Dipodascomycetes, Dipodascales, Dipodascaceae. Gene Ontology annotation, cellular component: nucleus. The transcript is spliced from 2 exons. Gene Ontology annotation, molecular function: exonuclease activity; nucleic acid binding. The coding region runs from base 1 to 1629 and encodes 542 amino acids.